AUGGCCAAGUUAACUGGACAGGAAGUCGCAGAACAUAACUCGAAAGAGUCGUGUUGGGUUAUUGUUCAUGGAAAAGCUUAUGAUGUUACGGAAUUCUUACCUGAACAUCCUGGUGGACCUAAGAUUAUUCUCAAAUAUGCCGGCAAAGAUGCUACAGAAGAAUACGAGCCAAUUCAUCCCCCUGACACUCUCGAUAAAUUCCUAGACAAAUCGAAACAUCUAGGACCAGUUGAUAUGGGCACAGUCGAGAAGGAAGAGAAGGAAUUUGAUCCAGAUGAAGAAGCAAGACAAGAGAGAAUUGCACGUAUGCCAAUUCUAGAACAAUGCUACAAUUUGAUGGAUUUCGAGUCCGUGGCAAGAAGGGUUAUGAAGAAGACUGCUUGGGCAUACUAUUCCAGCGGUGCUGAUGAUGAAAUUACUAUGCGCGAAAAUCAUUCUGCCUUUCAUAAGAUAUGGUUUCGGCCAAAGGUUCUUGUGGAUGUGGAAAAGGUCGAUUUUACUACAACUAUGCUUGGAACGAAAGUCGAUAUCCCUUUCUAUGUGACAGCUACAGCAUUAGGAAAGCUUGGACACCCCGAAGGAGAGGUUGUCUUCACACGAGCGGCGAAGAAACACAAUGUUAUACAAAUGAUUCCAACUCUAGCAUCUUGCUCGUUUGAUGAAAUCAUGGAUGCCGCAGAGGGGCAGCAGGUUCAAUGGUUACAAUUAUACGUCAACAAGGAUCGAGAGAUUACAAAGAAGAUUGUUCAGCAUGCUGAGUAUCGUGGUUGCAAGGGUCUAUUCAUCACAGUCGAUGCUCCUCAAUUAGGAAGAAGAGAAAAGGAUAUGCGUUCAAAAUUUACGGAUGUAGGAUCUUCUGUUCAAUCAAGCAGUGGACAAUCCACGGACAACUCUCAAGGUGCAGCAAGAGCUAUUUCGAGUUUUAUCGAUCCAGCUUUGAGUUGGAAAGAUAUUCCUUGGUUCAAGUCUAUUACCAAGAUGCCUAUCAUUCUCAAGGGUGUUCAACGUGUAGAAGAUGUCAUUCGAGCUGUCGAAUGUGGCGUUCAAGGUGUUGUGCUCUCUAAUCACGGAGGUCGUCAAUUAGAUUUUGCUCGAUCGGGUAUCGAAGUUCUCGCAGAAGUUAUGCCCGUUCUUCGAGAGCGUGGAUGGGAAAAUCGUAUCGAGAUUUAUAUUGAUGGCGGCAUCAGAAGAUCCACGGAUAUUAUCAAAGCACUUUGCUUGGGUGCUAAAGGUGUUGGAAUCGGUAGACCUUUCUUGUAUGCUAUGAGUGCGUAUGGAUUGGCGGGUGUAGAUCGUGCUAUGCAGUUAUUGAAAGAUGAGAUGGAAAUGAAUAUGAGGUUGAUUGGGUGUUCGAGUGUGGAUCAGUUGAAUCCGACAUUGAUCGAUACUAGAGGAUUAAGUUCACAUACUACAAUGGUUCCGAUUGAUACUUUGGGUAUGACGACUUAUGAUCCUCUGGCGAAUCCAGCAGAGAAAGCCAAGGCGAAGUUGUGA
This is a messenger RNA of Botrytis sinoallii, 1494 nucleotides long. RefSeq lists its product as uncharacterized. NCBI's taxonomy places the organism in Eukaryota, Fungi, Ascomycota, Leotiomycetes, Helotiales, Sclerotiniaceae. The record is from RefSeq and is a predicted model, not a curated record. The coding region runs from base 1 to 1494 and encodes 497 amino acids. The transcript is spliced from 6 exons. Gene Ontology annotation, molecular function: heme binding; L-lactate dehydrogenase (cytochrome) activity. Gene Ontology annotation, biological process: lactate metabolic process.